AUGCACUGCGGCUGCGUGGCCGGGGGCGCCCCCGCCGGCACGGGCAGGCCCUGGAUCUCAGGCCUGGCCUUCCCGGACUGGGCCUACAAAGCCGAGUCCUCCCCGGGCUCCCGGCAGAUCCAGCUGUGGCACUUCAUCCUGGAGCUGCUGCAGAAGGAAGAGUUCCGCCAUGUCAUUGCCUGGCAGCAGGGAGAAUACGGGGAGUUUGUCAUCAAGGAUCCCGACGAGGUGGCCCGCCUCUGGGGCCGCAGGAAGUGCAAACCCCAGAUGAACUACGACAAGCUGAGCCGGGCCCUCAGGUAUUACUACAAUAAGAGGAUCCUGCACAAGACCAAAGGCAAAAGGUUCACGUACAAGUUCAACUUCAGCAGGCUGAUCGUCAUCAACUACCCUCUGUGGGAGGUGCGGGCACCGCCUUCCCCCCACUUGCUGCUGGGGGCCCCCGCCCUCUUCCGGCCAGCCCUGCUGCCCAUGGGCAUGCCCAGUGAGCUCCUGCACAGCCUGCUGCUUGCCCAGUGGGCCCCGGCGGAGCACCUGGCUGGACAGCAGACCCCCCGGGGGCUGCCAGAGGCCGCUGAGGACAAGACGGGGAGCGGCAGCGGCGCCCCCCGCCUUGGCUCUCUCCCGGUCCCCUUCCAGCUUGGCCCUUGUUGUCUUCUGGGGAGCCCCCAAGACAAGCCGCCCAGUCUUGCCUCCUUCACCCCUCCCCUCCUGCCCUCCCUCCCCACCAACUGGACCCGCCUCUCAGGGCCCUUCCUGCCCCAUGUCCCCCCAGAGCAGCAGUUCCCAGGGACCUCCAAGCCAGACACCCUGUUCCCAGGGCCCGGGGGCCCCCCAGUGACCCGCCCCUUUCCGGGGCUCCCCCUGUUGGCUGGGCUGGGGCAGGGGGCUGGCGAGAGGCUCCGGCUCUUGUCCCUGAGGCCCCAGGGGCUGGAGGUAAAGCCCUGUCCCAUUGGGGCACAGGGACACCUGGAUCCCAGGGAGGUCUUCUCCUCAGAGAUUCACAGACCCAAAACUGGGGACAAAAGCCCCGUGUCCCCCCAGCUGGGGAACUACAAGGCAGCGUGGCCCUUGGAUCCUCCUUAG
Neomonachus schauinslandi (Hawaiian monk seal) is the source of this 1086-nucleotide messenger RNA. RefSeq names its product ETS variant transcription factor 3 like (gene ETV3L). The transcript has 5 exons. Lineage: Eukaryota; Metazoa; Chordata; Mammalia; Carnivora; Phocidae. Gene Ontology annotation, biological process: cell differentiation; regulation of transcription by RNA polymerase II. Bases 1 to 1086 code for a protein of 361 amino acids. Gene Ontology annotation, cellular component: nucleus. The record is from RefSeq and is a predicted model, not a curated record. Gene Ontology annotation, molecular function: DNA-binding transcription factor activity, RNA polymerase II-specific; sequence-specific DNA binding.